Salpingoeca rosetta is the source of this 1428-nucleotide messenger RNA. RefSeq lists its product as uncharacterized. The record is from RefSeq and is a predicted model, not a curated record. NCBI's taxonomy places the organism in Eukaryota, Choanoflagellata, Craspedida, Salpingoecidae. The transcript has 3 exons. The coding region runs from base 1 to 1428 and encodes 475 amino acids.
AUGGAAUGGAUGAAGGCUGUGCUGAGGAAAGGGCCAAGCCCGACCUCGGACACACCACCUGCGCCGACAGAGGAUGAACUCGUUCAAGAUGAGGAAGGGUAUCCCGUGAUCCUGUCCACGGAGCGGGAGUUCCUUGCCUCUCAAGGCCUGAUGAUUGGCCAAAACGGCGCCGCCCUUUACCACGGCACCACAAGUCCGCCAAAGUACUACGACUUUUUGUACAAACUUCCCACAGGCAUCAACAUGGAUCGUGGCGGCUUUGGUCAUGCAAGGGAUGGAACCAACUUUGGGGCGGUAUUCGAUGGCGUGACGGCGGGGGGCCGUGUGAACGCAUACGCAGCGCAGGCGUUUGCAGAAUACGCGUUGCGAUGGCUUGCUGUACACAAGCAUCGUCUGCACCAGAUAGAGGGCGAGCGGCUGCAUCAGGAAGUGCACAACCUCUUCCGACAGUGCAUCGCCAAGGAAAACAACCCUGGCGGAAACAUGCAGGCGGAGGGCGGCAGCGCAACAGGCGUCAUUGCCAGCUGUCACCGCACGCAACGCGGCCGCCUCAUGCUUGUUGGCGCCACCAUCGGUGAUGCCUCCGCCAUUGUUGUCGACCCGGACGGCGGGUGUCGCAUCGUGUCGCGGUACCAGCGCUCGUGCGCAAGCGCCAAGGACACGGGCGGGCAGCUCACCAUGUGCAUGGGCGUGCACGGCGAUAUCAACACCUUCUCCGAACCGCUGACGGAGCAGAGCAUCGUCAUCCUCACCACAGACGGGUUCACGGACAACAUCCUGCAGUCUGACUUCUCCAACAUCAUUGACGUGAUCCUGCGUGCGCCGUACUUUGACGACGACCCAGCCAUGCGCACCUCCGUUGACAGCGACCUUUCCCGCCUGCCAGACCUUCGCGAGCUGCGCCAGCUUGUCGGCCGUCUUGAGAGCCUCGACUCUGUGCCCUGCCGCUCCAUGGUCGUGCGCGUGUCAAACUACCUCAAGUGGGUGACGCGGGCGCUGCACGCGCGGGAACAGGACUUUUACGCGUUGCAGAUUGAGAUGCGCGACACAACGGAGGCGUUACUACAGAAGCAGGCGGAGCUGAAGAGGAGGAAAGCUGCAAGGCUGGAGCAAGAUGGGGCGGAUGCAGGGGCUGGCACGGGCGCCGCCGACAAUGCUGAUGGUGCUGGUGAUUGCACGGGUGAUGGUGGCGCGGAUCAGCGGAUGAACGGGGAGAGGAUAAACGGCCACGCCGGUGGCGAUGGUGGUGAUGGUGGUGAUGGUGGUGGUGAGAUUGCAGCUGAGGAAGCUGAGGUGCAGCGAAUGCAAGAGAAGAUCAAGAGUCUUGAGGUGGACUGUGCGCGCCUGCGACAACAGCAGAAGCGACACCGUGUCGCGGGGAAGACAGACGAUGCCCUCAUUGUUGCUCUACGGCCCGUCUGGCUUUAA